Molecule: messenger RNA, 1497 nt
Organism: Naegleria fowleri
Lineage: Eukaryota; Heterolobosea; Eutetramitea; Acrasida; Naegleriidae
Exons: 1
Coding region: 1-1497 (498 amino acids)
Biological process (GO): maturation of SSU-rRNA; protein phosphorylation
Cellular component (GO): cytosol; nucleus; preribosome, small subunit precursor
Molecular function (GO): ATP binding; protein serine/threonine kinase activity
Source: RefSeq, a predicted model, not a curated record
AUGGUGAAAAUAGACUCGAAUAAAUUCCGAUAUUUGAGCAAUGAUGAUUUUCGUGUGCUCACGGCCAUUGAGAUGGGUAUGAAGAACCAUGAAUUGGUUCCAACUCCAUUGAUUGAGAGAAUUGCUGGACUUAGACACGGAGGUACUCAAAAAGUGCUCUCACAUUUAUUGAAAUAUAAAUUGGUUCAUCACGAUGCAAAGAAUUAUGAUGGUUAUCAUUUAACAUAUCCCGGAUAUGAUUUUUUGAGUUUAAAGACGUUUAUGAAGAGAGGACAUGUGAUCGGAUUUGGUAGGCAAAUAGGUGUUGGUAAAGAAUCGGAUAUUUACUUGUUGCUAUCGCCUGUGAAGGAAGGAGAAGAGGAAGAAACAAAAGAUGAAGAGGAUGGAGAAGAGAAUAUUGUUCUUGAAAAGACUACAGAAGAGAUUGAACAAUUUGAUGAGGAUGACGAAGAGGAUGAGGAGGAUGAGGAUGAAAAAGAAGAUGAAUUUGAUGGCUAUGACUUGGAACAUAAAGCCAAACAAAUUGUUAUUAAAUUUCACAGAUUGGGAAGGUCUUCGUUUAGAGCAGUGAAAAACACAAGAGAUUAUUUAGGAAAGAGAAGCAAAACUACUAAUUGGUUAUAUAUGAGUAGAUUGAGCGCAUUGAAAGAAUUUGCAUUUAUGAAAGCUAUUUAUGACACCAAAUGCAUUCCAGUACCAAAACCAAUUGACUGCAAUAGACAUUGCGUACUCAUGGAGCACAUUAAGGGUUAUCCUUUAUAUCAAAUCAGAGAGAUGAAGCACCCAUUAUAUGUGUAUGAACAAUGUGUUGACCUACUUGUGAAAUUAGCUCAGUAUGGUCUGGUACAUGGUGACUUCAAUGAAUUCAACUUGUUAGUGAAACCAAAGAGCGAGAAGGUUGUAGUGAUUGAUUUUCCACAAAUGGUCUCCACUUCUCAUCCUAAUGCAGAAUUCUAUUUUAACAGAGAUUUGGAUUGCAUUUCCAGCUUCUUUGCAAAACGAUUUUCAAUUGUUAUCAAGCCAGAGGACGAAGAAUAUUCAAGGUUCCAUCCAAAACUAUCAGACAUAACCAAAGAAUACUCACUGGAUGUACACGUUGAGGCAAGCGGUUUUACAAAGGAGAAAGCAAAGGAAUUCGAUGAAAUUUUGAAAGAAAAGGAACAGGAAGAAAACGAAGAGUCGCAGAUUGUGAACGGUGAAUCGACAACUGAACAACCACAAGAAGGGCAGAUCACUGAAGAAAAGCCAAACGAUGAAGAGACUCAAGUUAUCAGUGAUGAAGAAUCUCCUUCUGUUGUCACUGGUACAAGCACCACAACUGCAAGACGAAAAAAGAAAAAAACAAUCACAGAGGAAGAUAUCAAGGAAAAAGUUAAAAGAGACUUCAAGAAGAAGCAAUACUCUCGUGCCAAAGACAUACAAACAGCAAAACGAAAUGCACAAAAAGGAAGAGAUACACAAAAGCUAAAGCAAAAAGUCAAAGAUUUUGACUAUUAA